AUGGCUGAACUGGAGGAGUGGAUUGAGAAGAAGGUGGAGGCGAUUUCCGCGCUGGCGGACGCGAUUCGGACGGAAUGGGAGAGCGACGCGGCGCCGUCACCUGUGGGUAUCAAAACAGGGCGCAAGCGAGUUCGUGUGGCGGAUGGCUCUUCCUCAGACCCGAUGGUGAUGCAGCAGCAUCUAACGGCGCUGUCAGCCCAUGCGGAGGCCAUUCGAGAGAAGGUGCGCGGAGUGGGGAGAUAUCUGCGCGGGGGUGAGCAGGCGCAGGGGGGAAGAAUGGAGGGCGGGGGUGAGCGGGGAGGGAACAACGAGGAGCAAAGUGGGGAGGAGGAGAAGGAUGAUCAGAACGAGAAGGAAGAGGAGGAGGCAGGGGAUGGGGAGAAAGAGGCGGAAGCGGAGGUGGAAGGGGGAGGGGAGGUGGGGAUGAUGGACGAGGAGGAGGAGAAGACGAUCGAUCUGGUAGACGAGACAACGGAGGAAGGGGAUGAAGAAAACUUGAAGGGGGACUCUACUGGAGAUGCAAGUGAGGAGAUGGAGCAAGCGCAGCCCCUCGUUGCUGGAAACGGAGGGGGGCAGGACCAGCGGGCAGGGUUGGGGGACGAAGCCAGGGAUAUCAUGCAGGGGGGAGGGGAAGGCGUGCUGGGGAGGGCAGGCGGGGAGCAGAGUGGUGCAGGAGAGGCAGAUGGGCCGGUGGGGAACGACCUGGUACUGUCUGUGAAGCGAUGGGCGCAAGAGGCAGGGCUGUGCGGAGCAGCAGCAGAAGCAGCAGCAGCAGCAGCAGCGGCAGGGCAGCCAACACAGAGCAAGGGAGCUGCAGGUGGGGAGGUGCAGAGCGCAUUAGUGGGAGGGAAACUCAGAGACGAGGCACUCAAGGUGCGGCUGCAGGAGGAAAUACACGCGCUGCUGCGGCUCAUCCCGGCUGACAAGCAGGUGAUUCAGACACGCGUGAUCAACGGAAUGGUCUGCUUUCUCUCUUCUCUGUCCCCCAAGACACAGCAGAGCAUCCCUACAGUGCAGCGGACCGUUCCUAAAAUGCAGCAGCUCGAUGGCAACCCCGCAGCACCGCAGAUCACCUCUGAAUUACAGGAGAUCACCCUCUCCCAACGAAACCUCCACUACUUUCUCUCACUCGCUCCCGCCUGCCGCCCCACCCUCCUCCCCUCCCUCACCUCCCUCACACUCGACCACGCCUCCCCCGUCUCCACCCGUGACAUGCUCUCCCUCGUCCAUCUACCCUCCCUCACCUCGCUCUCCUUCCUUCAAACCCCCAUCGCUCCAUCCGUCCUGCCCCUCAUCCAGCCCUUCUCCCACCUCCACCAACUCGUCCUCGACUGCCCCGGCCCAUCAACCCUGGCUUUCAGUUCAGGCCCCUGGCCGUUGAAGAACCUGAGGGUGCUGCAUGUGAGCCGGGUGACCAACGCAGUUCUGGAGCACGUGGGCAUGCUGAGGAGACUGGAAGUCCUCUCCUGCACGUGCUGUGAGGGGGUGGGCUUCAUGGGAUGGCUUUGCCUGGUCGGGUUGAAACGGCUGAGGCGGCUGCGAGUGGCACCAGCAGACCUGGGCGAUCAUGGCCUGAGGAUGGACUAUCCCAAGGGAAGAUUACCGGUGGUCUCACGAGUGUAUGCAAGGCCACAGAAGAAGCAGGGGGGCGUACUUUGGGAGAAAGUUGGAGAAGGUGUUGAAGGGGGUGUUCAUGAGAGUGCACGCCUGAAUCACUUGGAGGGAUUGCCGAGCCAAGAUGACGAUAGCGGGGUGUGGCAUUUGCUGAGCUCUCUGCCACUUCUGGAGCAUUUGGAGUUGCAUGCACCACCACGCUACAAGCACGCCUUCGUGUCGCUGGAUGAGUUGUGCUUUCUCACCACUCUCCACAUCACUGGGGCUGCCCUUGACAAUGACGAUCUCAAAUGGUUGACUCGCGUGACUCAGUUGACCCACCUCAGCCUUGCUGGCUGCACGUUCCCAACCGAGAGCGAGGUUCAACGAUGGUGGGAUCCCCCCUGUAGUGUGGUGAAGAGAAUAGCAGACUCCAUGCCGAAGCUGGUGUCCCUUGACCUGUCGGGAACGGCAGUCACUAAAGAAGACAUCUUCGAACUGAAAUAUUUGAAGCACUUGGAGCGCUUGACUCUGCAGCAGUGCUGCAAUCUGGGCCAGUCGUUUGUGCGGUUCCUCAGGUUCUUGCCUCGCCUCAAGGAGCUGGACUUGAGCUUCAACAACAUGCUGGCUGCGUGGUUGAGGCAUGUUGUGGAAGGGAAGCGGGUGAGGCGGCUGAGUGUGAGGGGGUGUGGGUACAAGGAGAAGACCGUGCGUGGGCUUGAGCGGCCUUGGCUUGUGAUAGAGGCGUGA
Closterium sp. Naga37s-1 is the source of this 2343-nucleotide messenger RNA. The record is from the annotation of a GenBank genome assembly. NCBI's taxonomy places the organism in Eukaryota, Viridiplantae, Streptophyta, Zygnematophyceae, Desmidiales, Closteriaceae.